AUGCAUUUUCUUUUUAUUAACAUUGUGAUACUCAUUAUCUAUACAAAUAACUUUCAUAAUAUACUAGCUUUACCAACAAACCAUAAUGAUGUAUUGAAAGCAAAUAUAUAUUCUAAUGAAGAAAUACCAAAAUUGGAAAAUUUUCUACAAUCAGCAAACCUUAAUCCCGAACAAAUGGGAGGUCAUUAUCAAGGUGAUAUGAUCAUUCCUGAUGAUAUAUUACGUGGAGCGGCAAGUAGACCAUUAUGGCAACGAUGGCCUAAUGGUGUCAUACCCUACGAUAUGACAUCAUCUAUUGCUCACAAUCAUACACUAUUGAUUGAAGAUGCUAUGCGACGUAUGGAAAAUAUAACACGAGUGGGAAAUAAGUUAUGCAUUCAAUUUCGACCAAAAACUGUUGAUGACUAUAUUUUUAUAACAAUUCAAAAUGGAAGUGGUUGUUCAGCUCACGUUGGAUAUCUUGAAAAUUAUACAUUGAAUCGAACGGUUACUUUAAUGCAUACGCCAACUAAUCGUACUUGUAUGAGAACCGCGAUUAUUCAACACGAACUUCUUCAUGUAUUAGGUUUUUUCCAUGAACAAUCUCGUCCUGAUCGUGAUGAGUAUGUUUCCAUUCAAUGGCAAAAUAUUAUAAAUAGUAGUCGAUUCAAUUUUGAGAAAUAUAGUAUAGAGGAUAUUGACACUUUGAUGACAUCAUAUGAUUAUGGAUCGGUUAUGCAUUAUGAAGCGAAUGCUUUCAGUUUCAAUGGCUUAAAUACUAUUAUACCUACGAAAAAUGCUAGUGCAGUACUUGGACAACGUAUUGGUAUGAGUCCUAUUGAUAUUCUUGAGGUUCAGCGCUAUUAUGGAUGUGUUCCAACUCCAUCAGCAGCUACUCGAACAAAUACAAUAUUAAUGAGUUCAACUAUUAUUAUACAGAUUGCUUCAUUACUUUUUGUCGAUUGGUUUAUCUCGUUAAAAUGCAUUGCUGGAAAUUUCAUAGUAUUCUGA
Rotaria sordida is the source of this 990-nucleotide messenger RNA. The record is from the annotation of a GenBank genome assembly. NCBI's taxonomy places the organism in Eukaryota, Metazoa, Rotifera, Eurotatoria, Philodinida, Philodinidae.